This is a messenger RNA of Cygnus olor (mute swan), 6755 nucleotides long. It is a transcript of the gene RUSC2, whose product is annotated as RUN and SH3 domain containing 2. Lineage: Eukaryota; Metazoa; Chordata; Aves; Anseriformes; Anatidae. Gene Ontology annotation, cellular component: cytoplasmic vesicle. The record is from RefSeq and is a predicted model, not a curated record. Gene Ontology annotation, molecular function: protein binding. Bases 719 to 5548 code for a protein of 1609 amino acids. The transcript is spliced from 14 exons.
GCGGGUGUUUGCGCGUUGCUGGAAUUCCAGCAUGGUGCAGCCCCAGCCCUUCCGCUGCCUUGACAGCUCUCCUCCAGCCCUCAGCUGAUGCGUUGCAUUCCUGCCCGGCAGAUGGCCUGGGCACAGCUGGGAGAGGCACCCCAGCUCCUGCUUGCGGGGCCGAUGGGGGUCUUUGCUGCCUACAUGCCUUGGUGAGGGCGAAGGAAGCUGAGAGCAGUGGUGUGUGUGCCUGGGACAGCCACGAGGAGCCUGCUUUAGGGGUGGAAAAUGAGCUUUGCAGAAUGCUUGUAACUAUUUCCAGGCUGCAAGCGUCCCGUAAUGAACUUAACUUCUCAACAGCUGCAGAAGCUUGCAUCCUGGUGAGAGAGCACGGAGCCCACUGGAAUCAGAGUGCUCAGCACUGCCGGAGUGGAGCGUGUGCAGGGAGAGGAGACGGGAAGCAGAGGAUCUGUGGAAAGAUUUGCAUAUGGUAAUUAGGAGCAUAUGUGGUGGGGGCUGGGUCAGAGGACAGCUGGAGGAGGAGGAGGAGCAGAUUCCAGGCCAGAUCACCCAGGCCAUGUCCCUGAGUCAUGGCCUGCAAGUGGCUCCUGCUGAGUGCCACAUGCCAGCUGGUAUCUGAAUUCCCCCAUGAGAAGUGUCCUACCAGCCUCUCAUGCACAGCCCUACUUGCCCAUGGGUAGCACCAACUUAACUGAUGUCCUGAAGAGCAUUCCUCACCAUGGAUAGUCCACCAAAGCUGACUGGCGAGACGCUGAUUGUCCAUCACAUUCCCCUGGUGCAUUGCCAGGUCCCAGAUAGACAGUGCUGCUCCGUGAACAAAAGGACCAACCCCUUCUGUCAGCCAGAUCUGAGCGUUACACGGACCUCUGCCCUUCCAGAGAGAGACCUCUCACAGACCGACUCCUUGGUGUACAGCAGCUUUCUCCAGACCUCCGAAAGCUCAGCAGAGGCCUCAGAAAACAGAGAAGGCAAAGCGAGGGACUUGAUUGUCCCUAGUGCCAGCAAGCGACACAACCCUUUCUUACUGAACGAGGGAGAAGACCUCAGCAUCUUUGGGGAUGACUUUGGUCAGAAAUCUUUCCACCUUCACAACUCCCUUGUGGCUGGCAAACCUCCCUUUCACCUGCAUGAGCUAGCCUUGCCUCCUUUCCACCUCCACGACUCCAACCAAAUUGUGAAAUCCUGGAACAUGGCCAGCCGGUCCGGUGUGGUAGAUGGGCAGGAGGACAAAAUCAGCAGUGACGACAUCCAGAAGAGGAACAACGCGAACCGGUGCCACCAGGCCACCGAACGCAUGGAUCUGGAUCAAUGCAGCUGCCAUCGCGGCAGCUCCUCCAGCUUCUCCUUUGAUGGUGGCAACCAGGAGUGGAACCAAAACACGGGUGAAUCACUGAGGAAUCAGGAUGCCCUGCACAGCCGGACGUGCAGCUGUUCCAGCUCCGAGCUCCACCGCUGUCGCUGCUACAGUUCGUCAAGUCAGUCUGAAGUGAUUGACCAGCAGAUGGGCUACAUCAGCGACUCUUCCUGCAACAGCUCCGAUGGGGUGCUGGUGAACUUCAGUGCUCUCUACAACAAAAUGAACGGCCAUUCUCGAUCUAACCUGAAUUCAGCCAACCUGUCCUGUGACUCUUCCUUCUGCAGCCACUCAGACACAGGAGCUUUUUACCUGGAUUUGCAUUCAUCACCCACAGACUCCAAGAUGUCAUGUGAGUCGCAUCACCCAGAGAGUUCAGGGAAGGCGUGUGAGUGUCACCGCUCCUCCUCACCUGUCCUUGAUGCUAACUGCAACUCCUACCACCUCCACUGUGAGCCUUGCACUUCAGAGAGCUCAGACCUCACUGCCUGCUUCCAGAGCCAAGCACGGCUCGUUGUGGCUACUCAGAAUUAUUAUAAGUUAGUCACGUGUGACUUGUCUUCCCAAUCAUCCCCCAGCCCGGCAGGAUCGUCCAUAACUAGCUGCUCGGAAGACCACACCAAAGGUAGCCCAGCCCAGCCCACUGAAUACUAUCUUUUUAGAAGGCCUGACCUGAGACAAGAAGAAGGCAACGUGGAGUGCAGUGAAGAGGAGACAAAGGGAGAAACCACGCAGAACAUGAUUGAGGGCCAGGUCUAUGUGAACGUGUCGCCACCUAACCUCAACACAAGCCGGCAGCGCUCCAGGAGCUAUGAUCAGAACCUGGACAGGAGCCCUAGCAGCAGGCUGGGCUCUCUGGAGCGCAUGGUGAGCUGUCCGGUCAAGCUGAGUGAAAGCCCAGCGAUACCCAUCCAGAGUUCCCCCCCGAAGCGAGUGACAUCUUUUGCCGAACUUGCUAAAGGCAGGAAAAAGAACGGCACCUCCCCACCGCUCCGGUCCAGUGGCGAUUCCUCCUUGGAGUUCUCCCCUAUCCCUGAGACACAGCGGGAUUGCCCAACCUUCCUUGAAGAAAGAGCUCGCCGCAGCCAGAGUCUUCCACCCAUGCCCUUCGUCCAUGGCCUGAACCAGAGCUGCGAGGGCUUCUGUUUGAAUCACCCUUUUGGGGACAGACAGGCUUUGUGCUCCACCAAAGACUCGGGCUCCACUGAGACCGUCCCCAGUGGGCACGGGGCAGGUGAGCAAGCCUCUCUCUCCCUGCUGACGGAGGCAGAUGCCAGCUUCUCAGGUAGCUCUGCCAGUGGCCACGGACAAAGAGAUGUUAGAGCCCGAGCAGACGGUGGCGGCACAGACAGCAAGCCUGUGGUGCGCUACAGCAAGGACCAGCGUCCCACGACUCUGCCCAUCCAGCCCUUUGUUUUCCAGCACCACUUCAGCAAGCCGCCCAAGGCCCGUGCUCUGCACAGCCACUUUGCCUCCAGCCUUUCUCAACUCUACAGCUUGUCCAGCAACCGGCCUGCCAGCCAGCAGAUCUCCUCCAAUUCCCAGGCCUCUGCCACCUUGGCGGAGCAGGCAGUGGGGACCCAAGCCCACAGCACGCUGCUGACCCAGCGCUCAGCGGAUGGAGCUGCCUCCCUCAACGACGGCUGCAUCAAGAAGCCAGCCCCGGAGACAACCCGGCCGUCCCCCCUGGGCAGUUAUUCUCCCGUGCGAUGCAACGUGCCUUUCUUUCAGAGCGUGGACUCCUCUUCCUCACCCACCGCGGAGAGAGCUGGAGAGAGCCAGCCUCCCAGGAGCAGGUCCUGUCCCAUCUCUGCCAACCUGCUCCCUACCAGGUCUUCCCCUGCUGUCAGUGCCAUGCAACCCUCCCAAGUCACCAAAGCCGAUGCCCUGAGGCAAAAGGAGAACCCCAGGCUGGUUCCCAAGAAGGAGGCACCGCUGGAGCCAAGCCCACCGCUCUCUGAGUACCGACUCCACAGCGGGUCCCUCCCGCCCCUUUCCCUGGGCGGUGUGCCCGUGAGCCGAGGUGGAGCCCGUGCAGAUCCCCACUGGAGGAGUGGCAGUGAGACCAGCAGCUCUGGUCCCCUGAGCAGCAUGGGAGUGCGGCCCCUCAAUGCGAACCACCUCUCCCCUCAAGCGCUGAAGUGGCGAGAGUACAGGCGGAGGAACCCCCUGGGCCUGGACCGCGUUUCGGGGCUGCCCGGCUUAGCCAGCAGCCUAGACAGGAGGCAGCAGGAGCCCCGGCUGAACCGGGAGAACCCCAUCUUUGAGUUCCCCAGCACCCUCAACACCAACAAUUUCCACUGCAAGCUGAACGGACAGUCCAUGAGGCAACUCCAGCUUACCUACACUGACUUCUUCCCUGACUACUUCUCACUAGCUGAGAAGCCCCCAGCUGAAUUCUGCCUCUCCCCGGAUGGCAACACGGAGUCCAUCUCUAUUGACUUGCUGCAGAAGAAGGCUCUGGUGAAGGCAGUCAACACUGCUGUCGAUCUGAUUGUGGCUCACUUUGGAACCAGCAGGGAUCCAGGGGUGAAGGCCAAACUUGGGAACAGCUCUGUGAGCCCCAAUGUGGGACAUCUCAUCCUGAAAUACCUGUGCCCCGCUGUCCGGGACAUCCUGAGUGAUGGGCUCAAGGCCUACGUCCUAGACAUGAUCAUUGGCCAGAGGAGAAACAUCCCCUGGAGCGUGGUGGAGGCAUCCACCCAACUAGGCCCCUCUACCAAGCUGCUGCACAGCCUCUAUAGCAAGAUCAGCCAGUACACGGAGCUCACCAACCACAACAUGAGGUUCAACGCAUUCAUCUUCGGCCUCCUCAAUAUCCGGUCCUUGGAGUUCUGGUUCAACCACCUCUACAACCAUGAAGAUAUCAUCCUGGCACACUACCAGCCGGUGGGCUUCUUGUGCCUGUCUCAUAGCGUGUGCCAGCCUCUGUUCGAGGAGCUCCUGCUCCUUCUCCAGCCUCUCUCCCUGCUGCCCUUCAACCUAGACCUCCUUUUUGAGCACCACCUGAUGCAGAUGGGCAAAGAGCAGCAGCAGCAGAAGGAGCUGCUGCGUGUGAAGCAGGACCUGCUGCUUUCCGCACACUCCACCCUGCAGCUGAUGCGGACGCGGGGCAGCAGCGAGGAUCCCGAUGGCUGCAGCACUGCCCCUGAAGCAUGCAAAGUGGGUGGCAGAGACGGUGGCGUGUCACCAGGCCACAGCCCUGAACGAGCUGCAAGUGAGAGGGUCAAGGGAGUGGGGGCCUCCUCCGGAGAUGGGGACAGGGAGGAAGAGCAGAGGAAGGUGCGAGAGAGUACGUGGGAAGGGAAGAAAGACAAGCAGGCGGGCUGGUGGUACCAGCUCAUGCAGAGCUCUCAGAUUUACAUCGAGGGCUCGACUGAAGGCUCGAAGCUCAUCCGUUAUGAAAAGAAGAAGAAGGCAUCGAGUGGUGUCCCCAGGCCAGCUGAGAACCACAGGGCACCACCUCCACGUGAAGGCGUGGUGGAGGGUGCAGAAGCCUGCCCCAUCGCUGAAGGAAUCUUGGAGGAGAAGCCCAAGGCCACCAGCAAGCCAAGUCCUGGAGCUGUGGAAGAGCCCCUGGAAAAGCCCCAGCAGGUACCAGCCGGUGAAGAGGUCAAGGAGCGGAGCUGGCCCUUCUGGAUGGGCAGCCCCCCAGACUCAGUGGUUACAGAGCUGAAGCGCAGCAAGGAGAAGGAGACUGGGACUCAGCAAAGCUUGGGAGCAGCAGCAGCCCCCCAAGAGGAGAGCAGCAGCAGUGCAUCAGAGAGCAGCCAGCCCAUCAAGUGGGGACACUUGUUUGGGUCCAGGAAGGUGCAAAAAGAGCCCAGGCAACCUAACAGGUUGCCCUCCGGCUGGCUGAGCCUGGACAAGUCCGUGUUCCAGCUGGUGGCCCAGACGGUUGGGGCAAGCAUGUGGCGAGAAGCAGCCCCUGAGCCAGAGCCCCCCCGGGCAGAGCCACCUGAAGUGUCACCUGUGCCACGGCCAGCCCAGGGGCCGUGUCCCAACCCUCCCUGCGAGGUGAAAGCUCUUUGCCAUCACAUCGCCACCGAGGCAGGACAGCUGAGCUUCAACAAAGGGGACAUCCUGCAGGUCAUCUCCAAGGUGGAUGGUGACUGGCUGCAGUGCAGCCUCGGCUCCGAGAAGGGACUGGUGCCCAUCAUGUACGUCACCCACCCGGAGGACGAGGACUACUGACGUGGCUGGGAGGCCAAGCACAGUACCGUGGGCUGCUGAGGCUCCUCUGGGGAUGCCCACCCUGCCAGAGGAACAGACACAGCUUCUUGCUAGUUUCUUACCUUUCUUGCCAUUACAGAAUACAGUAACCGUAGGUGGUUCCUUCUUGCUCCUCCUCGUGCAGCUGCCAAAGGCCAAACCGGCCACGGGGCCUUCCACAAGCUGCACCUCGUAUUGCCAGGCAUCGCCGUGCAUGCAGCCGCACCGGGCACCGUCUGAGCCCCCUCCACCCCACGCCACCUCCAGCACCCGCAGGUGGUGGGCUUGUACGUAGCAGGGAUCCGAGCGGUCCCUGCCAGCGUGGCGCUGGCUCAGUUUCACGCUGGAGGGUGCAGGAUGCUGGCAGUGCGGCCUCCAGCACCCCCGGUGUCAUCGCCACGGGGUGGGAGCACCGUGCACUGCCACGCUGCCCGGCCACGGCCACGGGAGGGGACAUGGGGUGCGUGUGUGUGCAGGGAGAGGGUGUUUGGGUCGUGAGGAAGGCGCGUGGAUGUUCGGUGUGAUGUAGGUCCAGGUUGGGUAGCGCCACCCUGUGCGGAGCCGGGUGCUGCGGGGUGCCCCCGCGCCCUCCACGCUGAGCAGGGAGCCAGUGCCUCGGGUGCCCUGGGAUGCUCGGUGGAGGGGGGUGGGAGGGGAAGGGGUGAGGGCAGGGUCCCCGACAGGGCUAGGGGUGGGAUGCUGUUUGGAGACGGGGGCCGUGCUCCCAGCAGGGAGAGCAGGGGGUGCUCCCAGAGGGAGCAGGGAGAUGGGGAUGGAGGGUUGGGGUGGGGGGGGAUGCUCCCCAUGGCGUGCGGUCGGGGGCAAGUGUCAUGCACAAGGGGAUGCUGGGGUUCCUGGGCUUCCCGGUAGAGGCAAUACCAGCCCACCCCUGCCUUGCCAUGUUCUUGGGGUGGGGGUCCUUGCCUGCCCGCUGGGUGGGGGACAGUGUUAAUGAAAGGCCGUGCCAGUAUUUGGUGCCUUGGCCGGGUGGGUGCUGCUCACGGCGUUGUGCCUGGGCUGGCUUCCCCGUGGCGAGGGGCCCUGGUCUUGCAAGGUUACCUCCUGCUUGUACAUCGCUUAGCGGACGUCGCACCGUAUUUAAUUUGUAUUUCCCCAUUAGAACGAGGUGUCUCGCCUUUAUUUAUUUCUUUAUUUAUGAUGCAUAUUAAUAAAAAAGGUGCUGAUUGAG